Messenger RNA from Penicillium odoratum, 936 nucleotides. Its product is annotated as short-chain dehydrogenase. The coding region runs from base 1 to 936 and encodes 311 amino acids. The transcript has 6 exons. NCBI's taxonomy places the organism in Eukaryota, Fungi, Ascomycota, Eurotiomycetes, Eurotiales, Aspergillaceae. The record is from RefSeq and is a predicted model, not a curated record.
AUGGAAUACUUCCGGACAGUGUGCCCUCCGGCACCCACCUUCACAGAGAAAAAUGUUCCUGAUCAAUCCGGCAAGGUUUUUAUCGUAACGGGUGCGAACUCCGGCGUCGGUGCUGAGCUCGCCAAAAUUUUAUACGGUCAAAAUGCCACCGUAUACAUCGGCGCCAGAUCUAAAGAAAAGGCCAUGGAUGCCAUUGAAGAGAUCAAAACUGCACACCCCGACUCUACUGGAAGACUCGUUUUCCUUCAAUUGGAUCUUUCCGACCUGACGACAAUUCAGAGGUCCGCCGAUGAAUUUCUGGCAGCGGAGUCUCGUCUCGACGUUCUGUGGCUGAAUGCAGGAGUGAUGAUGCCCCCUCAGGGUAGCAAGACGAAACAAGGAUACGAGCUACAACUUGGUACCAACAAUCUCGGACACUUUUUGUUCGUCAAGUAUCUGCAUGAUAUCUUGAAGAAGACUGCACUCACAGCGCCUAAGGCUAGUGUUCGUGUGAUCUGGGUUUCAUCUUCGGCUAUCUUGAUGGCGCCAAAGCCAGCGAUCGACUUCGAUAACAUGGAUUAUCAUCAAGAGGAGAGCGCUAUGAAGAAAUACGCCCGCAGCAAGGCUGGUAAUGUAAUUCAUUGUGCUGAGUAUGCCAAGAGGACUGCUGGGGACGGAGUGUUGAGCUUGUGCUUGAAUCCUGGUAAUUUGAAGAGCGGACUUCAGAGACACAUGUCAAGAGUACAGGGUUUCCUGACGAAUUUGAUCCUCUACCCUGCUAUUAAUGGGGCUUAUACAGAGCUCUACGCAGGUUUGAGUGCGGAUAUUACUGAGGAACAGAAUGCAUCCUUUGUCGCUCCUUGGGGUAGAGUCAUUCCCAUCAGACAAGAUCUGUAUGAUCCGGAGCUCACCAAGAAAUACUGGGAAUGGUCUGAGGAGCAAGUCCAAGGCUACUGA